UUGACAUACCCAUCGUUGUAGGCUUCGCCUCUGGCUGUUUCUUUUUUAAAAGGCAAGCUCAAAGCCACAGAUUACACAUUUUGCUCACAAGCUUUGCGGAUAAAAUAACCUACAGAGAGCGUGGCAGUGGGAAUCAGGCUCGCUCUCUCGUAUUUGGAGAGGAACCGCUUGCGCGUAAACGGCACCGGGCAUCACUGAAAGGACAUACGUGGUGUCUGGAUAUUUUCUUUUUUAAAUUUUACUGGUGAUUGCAAUGUUGAAGGGAUUUGCAUUGUGACUCUUUGUGGAUUGCGAGCAACGUUUGGGAGUUGAGCGCGCAAAGCACCUGUGGAUGCAACACUCCCCCCUCCCUGAUGUUUGGACUGAAAUCUUUUGCAAAGAAAGGAUUCACCACAAGAUACAGCUGAUAAUCGUUGAGGUUUCGAUCAGACAGUUUAGCCAAGAAGCGCGCCAUGCUGCUGAGCGUCUCCUUCCUGGUGCUUCCCCUGCUGAGCAUUUCCGGCUGCGGCUCGUCGUACGUGCCGUGCCAGCCGUGCGAUCAGAAGGCCCAUUCCAUGUGUCCGCCGGUGCCGAUGGCCUGUCAGCUGGUGAAGGAGCCCGGCUGCGGCUGCUGCCUGACGUGCGCGCUCGAAGAGGGCCAGCCGUGCGGCGUGUACACCGGGCCGUGCACGCGCGGGCUCCGCUGCCUGCCCAAGAACGGCGAGGAGAAGCCGCUGCACGCGCUCCUGCACGGCCGGGGGGUGUGCAGGAACGAGAAGUUGUACAAACUGCUGCAUCCGUCAAAAGACAGAGAAUCUAAUGAUGACACCAUGCUACCCAUCCCAGAGUCCAUGCUGCCCCAAAGCAAGGUGCCCUUAUAUGGAAGAGACCACAUCAGCAGUCGGAAAGCCCAGGCCAUGAAGCAAGCCAAGGACCGCAAGAAGCAGCUGGCCAGGCUGGGACCCACCAGCAACCUGGACUUCUCUCCGCUCAGCCUGGAUAAACUGGAGCCUGAGUUCGGCCCUUGCAGGAGAAGACUGGAUAAUCUCAUUCAGAGCAUGAAGGACACCUCAAGGGUCUUGGCCCUUUCUCUGUACAUCCCCAACUGUGACAAGAAGGGCUUCUUCAAGCGCAAACAGUGUAAGCCGUCUCGUGGUCGGAGGAGGGGAAUCUGCUGGUGUGUCGACCGGUUUGGUGUGAAAAUCCCCGGCAUCAACUACGCGGGAGGAGACCUGCAGUGCAAAGAGCUCGACAGCAGCAGCAACAGCAACGAAUGAACCUGUCGUUGAGCCCUCCUAAAACCUGCCAAUCAAGCUUGCGCACAUAAUGACUGCCAAUCAGGAAAAUAUGGCAAAAAUGCUAAUGGUCAGGUGUGAUGGACUGUUUAUGUUUUUCUUUAAAAGGGGAGCUGAACUGAAAAGCUUGCUUGGGUGAAAAUCUUCACGUAGGUGUUAAAUCUGGCUCCCCACUGACCGUGUACUAUGUUCGAGGUUAGCUAGCACCUCAACUCUUUAUAUCCAUAGAUAAUAGAGGAUUAUAUAUAUUUGUAUAAUAUUGAUAAUAUGUUGUGUAUUAUAUUAUGCGAAAUUUACUCCAGGAAAUUCUGAGACAAGACAUAUUUUAAAUGUGGCUAAAAAUCAACUUUUUUUCAUGUUUUUGUCAUAGUGGUGAUCAAGGAGACACCAUUGAAGAGUCAGUGCUCAUAUCAGUUAGCCAUGUUUUACUAGUUUUUAAUCAUAUGAAUGACAUCCUUAUGUAAGAGGCAUAUCUUUUAGCUAUCAAAUAAUGACUUAAGCUUUUUAAUCCUGCCCACAUCCUACAAUUGCUAACACUUUGCCACUGUUGGGCAACUUUGCUAAGUAGGAAAAUGUGGAUAGAAAAACCAAAUCAUGUGUGGGCACCAAUGGGAGCCAAAUCUGUAACAGCCAACAGAAGCUUACACUUAAUAGUUUGGCAUUUUAGAAAACAAAGGUAUUUGCUUUAUUUCUUGAAUUUCAAGAAAUUCAACUUUAAAAAUAUGGAAAAUCAAAUGAGAAAUCAGCAACUGUAUGCUUAUGAAUCAUAUAAAUGAUUUUGUCAGUUGGUGAUUAUUUUCAAAAUCACAAUGUGACGACCUUGACAUCACUCAUAAACAAUCAUAUUGUUAUGUACUGUAAAAGGUUGGAUAUUUGACAGUCUCCUUUUUUUAAGUCCAGACAACUGCGUCCACUGUUUGUAAAUGUGUACAAUGUGUGUGUGUGUGUGUGUGUGUGUGUGUGUGUGUGUGUGUGUGUGCGUGCUCCUGUCUGUAUGUGUGUGUUCUGUACUGUAUGUGUCAUAUUCUUAUAGUUCUCAACUGUAAGAAACUCUGUUUUAAAUUCUCAUUACCUGAGCUACUGUCAGUCAAAAGUGGUGCCGUGCAUUUCCCUUCGCACACAAAUCGUAUGCAAAGGCCCUGCACUGAUUAUGUGUCCACGUGCAGGGUCUCCACUGCCACCACAGGCAAAUCGGUCGGCUUGCUCUCAGGGUUGAUCAGGUCAUGUAUCCUGCAAAGAGCAAGGUUGCUGAGUUUGUAUGUAAAUUCAAGUGCCUUCUGCCCCACACCACUUUGAAUUUUCAUUUGCAUGUGGACCCAUUGGUUUGUUGAAUGAGGGACACUCCGGCACAAAGGAGGAAAACAAUUUCAGGUGUGGAUGAAAGAUUUGUUGUUGGAUUUUGUGUGAUGACAGAGGACACACUUUUUGUCCUAUAGUUCAAAAUCAACUUCAGAUCCUUUUUUUGUUAUAAUCUUCAUGUUCAUUUAAUGACUCUUAUAAUCUCAGACAUUCCUCAUGCCUAAUCACUAUACUGUGAUAUUAGGAGAGCAUUGACAGGGGCCCAUCGGCCAAUUCUUGAUUUUAGCACACAUGUAAACACAACAAGGUGACACUUUCAGAAUCUCAGCUAAAAAAAAACGAUAAAUGUGAACAAUACGGUGGAAUAUUUAUCAGGCGUGUAAUUGAUGUACUCGUUUUUUUGUAAUGACAAAUCACUAUUUAAAUAAAGUUCAUGUACCCAAAAA
This is a messenger RNA of Plectropomus leopardus (leopard coralgrouper), 3019 nucleotides long. It is a transcript of the gene igfbp5a, whose product is annotated as insulin-like growth factor binding protein 5a. Gene Ontology annotation, biological process: regulation of insulin-like growth factor receptor signaling pathway. Gene Ontology annotation, molecular function: insulin-like growth factor I binding; fibronectin binding; insulin-like growth factor II binding. The record is from RefSeq and is a predicted model, not a curated record. NCBI's taxonomy places the organism in Eukaryota, Metazoa, Chordata, Actinopteri, Perciformes, Serranidae. Gene Ontology annotation, cellular component: extracellular region.